AUGGGUUGUGGUUCUUCAAAUUCUACUCAAUAAGCGGCAGAACCAGAAUAAAAAUAGAGAAGUGCUUCGCUUAAGUCUACUUCAACAUCAGAAAUAGAAGAUCUCAUUGGCAAGAAAAUUCCUAAAUUAUUGGUCUAGCCUGAGUCGAAACACAAGCAAACAAUGGACAAUGAGGAAUAAUUAAAGAUUGAGUCUCAGCUAGCUCCAACUUAGCCACCUCCGGAGGAAGUUGUCAGAGCUUAAAAAAAAUAGCAAAAAAAAUAUAGAGGUGGAGAUGAUGUAAAUCAUUAGAUCCAUGAAAAUGUUACAAGAAUUGAUAGAGAAAUGCAAUAAUCUGAUAUUGACUUGAUAAGAAAAAGCUUUAAAGGCCAUUUCGUAUUUUUUAGUCUGCCUGAAGAUUAAAUAGCUAAAUUAAUAGAACAUAUGUUUUACUGCACUUUAAAAGCUAAUUAAUUUAUUUUUAAAUAAGGAGAUCAAGCUAGCUCUUAUUUUGUGAUCGAAAAAGGAUCUGUAGAAAUAAUAAUAAACGAUAGACAAAUUCGAACAUUAGCAGAAGGCAGUUAUUUCGGCGAAAUUGCACUUCUUUACAAUGCCACUCGAUCUGCUUCUAUCAGAACUCUAACAGAUUGUGGAUUUUGGUCUUUGGACCGUAGUACAUUCAAAAAAACAAUUGAGGAGUUGAUGUUAAAAGAAUAUGAUGAAAAUAGGAAAUUUAUUGAUGAAGUUCCAUUUUUCUCAUUUAUGACAUCAGAAUAAAAAGAUUCAAUUGCACAUGCCUUAAUCACAACAAAAUUUGCUCCAGGCUAGGCAAUAGUCAAUGAAGGAGAUUAGGCUGAUUCAUUUUAUGUGAUAAAGAGUGGUGAAGUAUCAGUUCUCAAAGGAACGAAGGAGAUAAGAAAGAUGGGUGCUAAGGAUAGUUUUGGAGAAUAAGCCUUAUAUGAAAAGUCUAAAAGAGGAGCUACAUGUGUUGCUGAAACAGAGGUUAAAUGUGUUGCCUUGGGCAGAGAAAACCUGACUAAGAUAUUGGGAGAUAAAGUCCAAAUUAUCAUUUUUAGUAAUAUAAUGAGAUGGAGUUUUGAGAAAAGUGAGGUUUUAAAAUAAUUAUCAAAAAUUUAACUCGAAAAAAUAGCUUAGAGAGCUAAGAUUGACAAUUAUAAGAAAGGUUAAGUUAUUGUAGAGGCUGGCAAAGCUUGCGAUAAAUUAAUUGUAGUUUUAGAGGGAGUGAUGACUAAUUCUAAAUAAGACUCAGUGCCAAAAGGUUUGUGUUUUGGAGAUUAAUUUUUAAUGAGAGAAAAAUAUGGAUAAAUAAUUGAUUCUGAAUAUGCUAUGGUUAGAGAUGGUGUAUUAGCUACUAUCUCAUAUUAAUCUCUCUUUGUCAUUUUUGGUGGAGAUUUAGAAACUGCAUUAAAGAAAAAUGAAAAUUCUCAUGAAAAGAAAAUUAAGUAAUUAGGAGAAAGAGCAGAUGCGUCUCACAUCUCAGUUGAAGAUUUAGUUUAUAUUAAAAAAUUAGGAGAAGGACAAUUUGGUAUGGUCUAUUUGGUUAAGCAUAAAUCUAUUAAUAAAGUUUUUGCUCUUAAAUCUGUUAGCAAAGCUUCAAUAAUUGAAUAAAAUCUAGAAAAGCAUAUACUGCAAGAAAAGACUGUAUUGGAACAAUGUAAUUUUCCUUUUAUCAUGGGCUUUAUUAGAACAUUUAAGGAUGACAUUUCUAUCUACUUUUUAGUAGAAUAUAUCAGAGGAAUGGAAUUGUUUGAUGUAAUUAGAGACAUGGGCCUUUUAACAAAGUACGAUACUUAAUUCUAUGUGGCUACGAUGAUAUUAGCAUUAGAAUAUCUACAUUCCAAAUCAAUAGUAUAUAGAGACUUAAAACCAGAAAAUAUUAUGGUAAAUGAUGCUGGUUACAUGUACCUAAUUGAUUUGGGAACUGCAAAACCAUUAAUUAAAUCCAGAGCUUACAGAACUUAUACAAUUAUUGGAACUCCUCAUUAUAUGGCCCCAGAGAUUAUACUUGGCAAGGGAUACUCAUUUAAUGUAGAUCUAUGGAGUAUGGGUAUUUGUAUGUAUGAAUUUAUGUGUGGAGGAGUUCCUUAUGCAGAAGAAUAAGAUGACCCUUAUGAAAUUUAUGAAGAGAUAAUGAAUACUCAAUUAAAAUUUCCUACUUUUAUUAGAGAUAGAUAGGCUAAGAAAUUUAUGGAAUAAUUACUCAGUAAACAACCAGAAACGAGAUUAGGAUCAUCAUUUUCUGCUUUAAAAGCUAAUCCAUGGUUUGAUGAUUUUGAUUUUGAUAAAUUGUUCAGCAGAGAAUUAUAAAAAGUUCCUUAUGUUCCUCCUAAAGAUAGAAUGAUCUCAGAACAUGAUAUUGAGAAGAAAUUCUAACAAGGAAAGCCAGUUGUUCAAGAAAUCAAAUAAGAACAAUCAAUGCAAAAACAAAAGUACAGAAAGGAAUUAGCCAAAGAUCCUAAUUGGGACAAAGAUUUCUGAUCAUUUUCUUAUUCCAUUUUUUGACCAAAAUAAUUAUGUCCAAAUAUUAUCAU
Messenger RNA from Paramecium tetraurelia, 2531 nucleotides. RefSeq lists its product as uncharacterized. NCBI's taxonomy places the organism in Eukaryota, Ciliophora, Oligohymenophorea, Peniculida, Parameciidae. Gene Ontology annotation, molecular function: ATP binding; cAMP-dependent protein kinase activity; cGMP-dependent protein kinase activity. The transcript is spliced from 10 exons. The record is from RefSeq and is a predicted model, not a curated record. Gene Ontology annotation, cellular component: cAMP-dependent protein kinase complex. Gene Ontology annotation, biological process: signal transduction; peptidyl-serine phosphorylation.